CGCUGAACAGCCGCUGCUCUGUAUGUAUGUGGGAAUGCGGUGGUUCACUUGACUGUGCCGAAGGCGGUAGGUCGGUAGGUAGGUAGGGCACGGCACGGCACGCCACAGCACGGCACGACAACCAAGGAAACCGGAGCUGUCUGGGGCUGGCUCCUGUCCCACUUAACGGUCUGUUUUUUUAGGGAUGUGGGUCAGGCUUUCGGACGGAACGCAGCAGCUGGGUGUUUCCCCCCGGUCCCGGAGAUUUUCUUGCCCUGUGGCGGGGUUAUGAGAGAGGAUUCCCCGUCAGCAGCAGCAGCAACAGCAGCAGCAGCAGCAGCAGCAUGGAGCAACGCAGUGCAGGCAGCUGUGACAGGUGACAGAGUCAUGAAACCUGGGCUGUUCUGAUCUCCUCUGCGUGAACUCCAGCGGGUGCAGAUUUGGCUGCACGUCCCCGGCAUCACCAUGUUUUACGGCUCGUCCUCUGGGGCCAGCAUGUCCCUGCCCUCCAAGAGUCGCCUCAAGAGACAGAGCAGGACCUUCACGCAGGUGCUGUACCGUACCCUGAGUUACCGGGACCGUGUGCCCACAGAGGUGGGUACUAACACCAGGGACAGAGACAAACGCUCCACAGAGGAGCCCCCUGAGCGACCACCUGAUGACCCUGCAGAACUAUCCACUCAGAGCUCUGCCCCUGGGGUUCUCAAGAUUUUUGGAGACGAGAUCUGUGCAGGGGCCAACUACAAGAGCGUCCUGGCCACGCCCCGAUCCAGUGCACAGGAGCUGGUGAAGGAGGCUCUGGAUCGCUACUCCCUUAACAAGGACGCGGCGCACUGCUACGUGCUCUGUGAUGUCAUCGGGCGCCUGGAGGUGGGCGGGGGCGUGGGGGGCGUCAGCUGGAGGACUGAGUGUUUACGGGCUCUAGGGGACAAUGAGAAGCCUUUGCUGCUCCAGGAACUGUGGAAGCCCAGAGAGGGACACGCCCGGCGUUUUGAGCUCCGAAGGAGGGCCGAGGUGGAGGAGCUUAAUGCCAAGGACAAGGACACCAUCACUGCAGCUGUAGGCCGAGCCCCUCACUUCCUGGCCGCUCUAAUGGGUCGGUCCGGGCUGGGCAAACUCAGGAGCUCCCCCCUGCGCUCCGGCCGAGUGCCACAGUCCGGCUCCAAAGAUAUCAACGCCCAGGCCCGCAAGCUCCAGAGAAAUAGGGCCAAAGGGACACUUACCCUGCCCCGCUCUGGCACCUCGUCGCUUUGCCGCAGCCUGAGCGAGACAAGCCUCAACCAGCUUGGAGUGGGUGAGGAGCCGAAGCGAUACUACUCCACGCUGCCCGGGCCUCUGCGAUCCCGAGAGCGAGAGGUGUCAAGCGGACGCAGGAAAGAGGACAGCCAUGGAGGAGGAGGGGUGCGCCACUCUUUGUACCAGUCCCCUCACCUGCUUUUGCUACAGGGAUACAACCGCCAGGACUGCCUGGUGUACCUGCUGAACAGAGAGCAGCACACAGUGGGACAGGAGACCCCCUCGGCUCGACCCAACAUCUGCCUCUUCUCCCCGGACAUCAUGCCCCUGCAUUGUCGCCUGCGGAAAGUUCCUGCCCCCCGCCAUCAUGGCAACAACACGAAAGGAGAGGAACCUGGGGAGCACUUCAGUGUCGCUGUGGAGCCCGUGUUGAAUGCCACCGUGCUGGUUAACUUUUCCCGUUGCGAGCGCUCCACAACCCUGCGUCAUGGGGACUUGCUGUCCUUCGGAGCGCACUACAUCUUUCUGUACAAGGACCCCACUGGAGCCAAGCCACUGCCCACCCAGACCCUCGCCCGCCUGCGCUCCCUGGGUCAGCUAUACGAGGCAGGGGCAGAGGAGGCAGAGGGGGGACAGGUGUGUAAGAUGUGUGGCUCCACGCUGAAGGACAGAGCAAGCCAGGUGUCCAGUGUGCCCGCUGUCAGGCGCAGCUUUAAGCCUCACCUGGUCAAGCCCCGCAGCAUCGGCACAGCGGUGGGGCUGGCUGUGGCCACACCCUUGAGUGUGGGCGGAACAGGGCCGGAGGGGGGCGGGGUCAGAGGAGUGGGGCAGAAGAGACGCUUACAGCUGGAGUUUGACCAAGCACACGAAGACCAGCUCCUAAACAGGAUCGUGUCACUUAUCGAACCUGGAGGAGACGACCAUAAGCUGACGACAGCCUACCUGCUGUGUCUGUGCAUACAGCACUCUGCCUCCAAUUUCCCUCCUGGGAGCUUUGGGAAGCUGCUGCUCAAGAUCGUGCGCAGGAUCCAGACCAUUGCCUGGGAGAAGACAAAGGAGCUGGCGCAGAAGCAAGCUCAGCACCAGGACCCCGCCUCUCUGUCCCUCCUCAGUAUCUCUGACCUGGUGCCAGACCUGCAGACCAUCUUCUUCUGGAUGUCCAACUCCAUUGAGAUCCUCUACUUCAUCCAGCAGCGCACGCCAGCCUACACGCACAGCAUCGAGAACAUGCAGGGGUCCAAAGAGUCGCUGCUAUCGGCAACCAUCUCAGCCAAUGAGGAAGCUAUGAGCAUCUUGGAGGAGGUCAUCAUGUACACCUUUCAACAGUGUGUCUACUAUAUCACCAAGGCUCUGUACGUGGUGCUGCCAGGCCUGCUGGACUGUAAUCCAUUCCCUGUGGACGGCUCGGAGCCCUGCUGGAAAGGAGGAGUGGGCUUCCCUGAGCCGGUGCGCAGGGUCUUACAGGUCUUUCAGAGCACCCAGGAGCUGCUGCAGGGGUACCAGGUCCACCCAGAGAUCCAAGCCCAGAUGUUUGCUUACCUCUUCUUCUUUUCCAACGUGUCCCUGUUUAACCAGCUAAUGGAUAAAGGCCCAGUGCGUGGCUGGUUCCAGAGGUCCAAAGUGCUGCAGAUCCAAGCCUGUCUGAGGAUGCUUAUGGAGUGGGCCAGUCGCUCCAAACUGGGACACCUUGCAGAUAAGUUCUUCACCAAACUCAACAGUGCUGUGUCCAUAGUGGCAACUGCGCCCCAGCAACUCACACAGAUGAGCUGGCGGGCCCUUUCCAGUGAGCACCCCAGUCUGAAGCCCGUCCAGCUACACCGCAUCCUGAGCCAGUACCAGCAGACAGCAGAGCUGGGGCCAGUGCCUCUGUGGCAGCCCAGCACUGAGGAUGAGGCCUACAUCUACAGGACAGUGGAUCUCCUGGAGAGCUUCGAGAACCAUCCCCCCAUCGUGCUGCCGAGCUCCGGCUUCAGAGUGGACCUGGACAGUGACUGUGUGGAGGACAGCAUCUACAGACAGCUGCUGUACAUCCGGCACUACCUCUGGGGCCUGAGAACCAAGACGCACACACACAACAGUGCCCCCUCUGGACACACACAGUCCAACGGCACAAACACCAAUGACUGGGCUCCCGAGGUACAGAGGGAGUUGGCACCCGCUCACAGCAGUCCUCGCUCGGGAGGGCAAGGCGAUGAUGGGAGUGCAGAUCCCUCAGAGGAGCGCAGAGUGUCCCACCACACCCACAGUCUGAGGAGGAACGGGACCCUGCACCAGCCCAAAGCUCCCAACGCAGAGCUGUCCUGCCUUCUCACACCGCCUCACACCCCCCUGUACCCCGAGGGCGGAGCCCCAGGGCCAAACAAGGGUCACAGCCUUCAGCCCAAUGGAUGCCCCCCCAGGAGUGACUGCAAGAGGGCUAACGGCCUUAUCCCCAAUGGGCUGGAAGACUUCCCCUUCCCCGUGUCCUCGUGCGGGGCGUCCCCUGUCCCUGACGACCUGUGUGUGGUGUUUGUAGUGGAGCUGGACAAGGGACCGUACGGGCUCGGCAUGGGACUCAUCGAUGGCCUGCACACUCCUCUGAAUGCUCCAGGCAUUUACAUCCGCACCCUGAUCCCAGACGGUCCCGCAGCCUCUGACGGACGCCUGAGGAUCGGGGACAGGAUCCUGGCUGUGAAUGGCACCAGCCUCAUCGGAGCAGACUACCAGAGUGCCGUAGACCUGAUUCGGCUGGGAGGGGGACGGCUACGCUUCCUUGUGGCCAAGUCGGACCCUGAGGUGUCGGAGAAGAUCAGCGCAUCCUCAUGUUGACAGCACCCAUGAGACCCCUGCACC
Molecule: messenger RNA, 4047 nt
Organism: Periophthalmus magnuspinnatus
Lineage: Eukaryota; Metazoa; Chordata; Actinopteri; Gobiiformes; Gobiidae
Gene: radil
Product: Ras association and DIL domains
Exons: 20
Coding region: 445-4023 (1192 amino acids)
Biological process (GO): neural crest cell migration; signal transduction; substrate adhesion-dependent cell spreading
Cellular component (GO): microtubule
Molecular function (GO): GTPase binding
Source: RefSeq, a predicted model, not a curated record